This is a messenger RNA of Vitis riparia (riverbank grape), 2317 nucleotides long. RefSeq names its product H/ACA ribonucleoprotein complex subunit 4. Gene Ontology annotation, biological process: box H/ACA sno(s)RNA 3'-end processing; mRNA pseudouridine synthesis; snRNA pseudouridine synthesis. The transcript has 2 exons. Lineage: Eukaryota; Viridiplantae; Streptophyta; Magnoliopsida; Vitales; Vitaceae. Gene Ontology annotation, molecular function: pseudouridine synthase activity; RNA binding. The record is from RefSeq and is a predicted model, not a curated record. The coding region runs from base 106 to 1866 and encodes 586 amino acids. Gene Ontology annotation, cellular component: box H/ACA snoRNP complex.
AAACCCAAAAAACCCUAUAAAAUCUUCAUUUCCUCUAAAACCCUCUUCCCUCCUCUAGCCACCUCCAAAACCCUAAUAGCAACGACAAUCACAACACAGUGAGCCAUGUCUGAGCUCGAGCUUUCGCGUUCCGAGAAGAAAAAGAAGAAGAAUAAGAGCCGUACAGAAGCCCUUGAUGUUGUCGAAUUCGGUUCCGAUCCUACUCAGAAGGACGGUGAGUUCCUAAUCAAACCCCAGAGCUUCACUCCUUCGUUAGACACCUCUCAGUGGCCAAUCCUUCUCAAGAACUACGACCGUCUCAAUGUACGCACUGGGCACUACACUCCUCUUCCCUCCGGUUAUUCGCCCCUCAAGCGUCCUCUGGCUGAGUACAUCAGGUACGGCAUUCUCAAUCUUGAUAAACCCGCUAACCCAUCUUCUCACGAGGUUGUCGCUUGGAUUAAGCGCAUUCUCCGAGUUGAAAAAACUGGUCACAGCGGUACCCUCGAUCCUAAAGUGACUGGAAAUCUCAUAGUGUGUAUCGAUCGAGCCACCCGCCUUGUGAAAUCCCAGCAAGGCGCGGGAAAAGAAUAUGUCUGUGUUGCCCGUUUACACUCUUCAGUGCCCGAUGUUGCCAAGGUGGCUCGGGCGCUUGAAACCCUAACUGGAGCGGUGUUCCAGAGGCCACCUUUGAUUUCUGCUGUAAAAAGGCAACUUAGGAUUAGGACGAUUUAUGAGAGUAAGCUUCUUGAGUACGACCCAGAUAGGCAUUUAGUUGUUUUUUGGAUUUCUUGCGAGGCGGGAACUUAUGUAAGGACAUUAUGUGUGCAUUUGGGCCUGAUUCUUGGCGUGGGAGGGCAUAUGCAGGAGCUUCGUAGGGUGCGGUCUGGGAUUUUGGGUGAGAAAGAUAACAUGGUUACAAUGCACGAUGUUAUGGAUGCUCAAUGGGUUUAUGAUAAUUACAGGGAUGAGAGUUAUUUGAGACGGGUUAUUAUGCCACUUGAAGUGGUCUUAACUAGUUAUAAGAGAUUGGUUGUGAAGGAUUCUGCUGUGAAUGCGAUUUGUUAUGGUGCAAAAUUGAUGAUUCCAGGGUUGUUGAGAUUUGAAAAUGAAAUUGAGAAUGGUGAGGAAGUUGUCCUUAUGACUACCAAAGGAGAGGCAAUUGCAUUGGGCAUUGCAGAGAUGACAACUGCUGUAAUGGCAACUUGUGAUCAUGGUGUUGUGGCAAGAAUUAAGAGGGUGGUCAUGGAUCGGGAUACUUACCCAAGGAAAUGGGGCUUGGGACCAAGGGCAGCCAUGAAGAAGAAACUGAUUACUGAGGGAAAAUUAAAUAAACAUGGGAAGCCAAAUGAGAAUACUCCUUCAGAAUGGUUAAGGAAUGUGGUUCUGCCUACAGGAGGGGAUUCUAUGGUUGCAAGUCUUGCAGCUGCUGUGGAACCCACUGUGAAGGCAGAGACUGAUGUGAAGGAAGAGAUUGAUGGGGAGCAACGCAAACGAAAAUUGGAUGAAAGUACUGAUGAUCCUGUUACAGUUCCUGCUAAGAAGAUUAAGAAGGAGAUUGAAGAGGUGUCAGAGUUCGUCGAAACUGAAAAGAAAGAGAAGAAGAAAAAGAAGAAGAAGGAGAAGGAGAAUGGUGAUGCUGCCUUAUCUGAUGAAGAGAAAGCUGUGAAGGUGAAGAUAGAGGAGGAUGAAGAUAAGGAUGAAGCUGGCACAGUUGAUAAGGAGAAGUCUGAGAAGAAGAAAAAGAAGAAGAAGAACAAGGAGGCUGAGGAUGGCACCGCCUUUGGAUCACCUAUGGGCAUUAGUGGGGGUGAUGCUGAGGCUGAUAAGAGUGAGAAGAAAAAGAAGAAGAAGAAAAAGAAUAAAGAUGCAGAAGAAGAGGACUAAAUGAAAAUGAGAUUCUCUUUCUUCACUUCACCAAACUCUUGAAUAUCUGCUGGAGUGCGAGAAGCAAUGGUGGAACACUGCAUUGGAUUAUGGAUUUAAGUAAUACCUUACUGGGUAAUUUUGGCACUUAAGAAAUCAUAGACUAUUGCUGUUUCUGUUGCAUAGUUUCUGGUAAGAUGUGAUCUGGCUCCUGCAAUAUCUAUUUGGACUAUGGUUUGAGAAAUGACUUAAGCCAUCCAAAGGAUCAACAUUUGACAUUGUGGAAUGUUGCCCUGUUAUUAGAUUUUUAGCAAAUUAAAAAGCUUAGUUUGAGAUGUCUUUAACACUUCAGUUGUUCAGCAUGUUUACUUGGGUUUUCAUGUUAUGCCACAUUGUAACUCAAAUUAAAUAACUUGUUCUUUUUUGAGUGAUCCUUGAAUAGCGAUUCUGUGCUGGCUAUUAUUCUAUUGUA